Schizophyllum commune H4-8 is the source of this 1242-nucleotide messenger RNA. Its product is annotated as SCO1 protein. The record is from RefSeq and is a predicted model, not a curated record. Gene Ontology annotation, molecular function: copper ion binding; copper chaperone activity. Gene Ontology annotation, cellular component: mitochondrial inner membrane. NCBI's taxonomy places the organism in Eukaryota, Fungi, Basidiomycota, Agaricomycetes, Agaricales, Schizophyllaceae. The transcript is spliced from 8 exons. Gene Ontology annotation, biological process: mitochondrial respiratory chain complex IV assembly; intracellular copper ion homeostasis. Bases 218 to 1180 code for a protein of 320 amino acids.
GAUCGCACCCGCCUCCAUCUCAUCGGUCCCGCACACGCUAUCCAUCCACCCCACGCACGCUAGGACUAGUUGCACGCGGAGGACUAGCUGCACGCAUACAACUCCCUGAACGGAUCGACCUACCCGCACGCAUACGUCCAUCCGCUCGCCUACCACAACCCGCACCACAUCCCUCGACCCUCUCACCUCUCCUACACCCACACACCACACACCAUCCAUGCUUCCCGCAACGCACGCGCGGCUCGGGUACGCGGCGGUCGCUGUAGGCCGCUCGUCCGUCAGCCGCUCCGCGCUUUCUGCGAGCGCGACUCUGUUGGCGGCGGGUCGCUCGACUGGUGCUGCCGGACGUGCUGCGUCCACUGGCAGUCGAUCGCUCACGACCACCACUCGGCCUACCCUGCGUCCCGCCUCCGCCACAUCCUCCCCCGGCCUCGUCCAGCGCCGCACCAUGUCCUCGGGCUCGAAGAGCCGGUAUGAUGUGGGGGUCUUCACCCUCCCCUCCGCCGCCGUCUUCGUUGCCACCGGCAUCGGCCUCGUCCUCUACUUCCGCCACGAGAAGCAGAAGCUCGAGGAGGAGCGGGAAAAAGAAAACGCCGCCCAAGCUUACGGCCGCCCCAAGGUCGGCGGGCCCUUCGCGCUCACCGCCACCAGCGCGACGGGCGCGAGCGGCGUGCCCAGGGUGGAGGACAAGCCGGAGGGCACCCCCUUCACCGACUCAGACCUCCUCCACCACUGGUCCCUCCUCUACUUCGGCUUCACGAACUGCCCCGAUAUCUGCCCCGCGGAGCUCGAUAAGAUGGGGGAGGUGGUGCGGGGGGUGGAAUCCUCCCCCUCCCCCACCGCGCUCCUCCCCAUAUUCAUCACCGUCGACCCGCAGCGGGACACGCUGCCCGCGAUCGCGCGCUACCUCGCCGAUUUUCAUCCGAGGUUUGUCGGCCUGAGGGGCGGGUGGGAGGAGACGAAGUCCAUCUGCCGCGCCUACCGCGUCUACUUCUCGACGCCGCCCGACGCGGACCCGGCGGGCGAUUACUUGGUCGACCACAGCAUAUUUGUGUACCUUGUGGAUCCGGAGGGCCACUUCGUCGACGCCUUCGGGCAGAACCUGACCGCGGAGGACAUCACGCAGAAGGUCGAGGAGGCGGUGCGGGUGUAUGGGGAGAGGAGGGGUGGGUCGCAGUGAGGGGUGGAAGGGCGAGGGAAGGAGGGGGAGCGGAAGGGGAGCGGGUGAGGGUUAUGGGGGAG